UCCCUCUUUUGCAUCUAGAAUCGAUUUUUCAAAAUGGUAGAUAGUGAAUCCUUGUUGAUUGUCUCCAUGUGGACGACUAUGGCUUCUUGGUUUACUCCUACUAUCCUUUUUUGUGUCACUAAUCUUAUUAUUGGCACCCUCCUUAUAGCUUCAAACAACAAUAAUGGUAAAAGCCAUGAUGAUCAAGUUCAAGGAGAUUCAUCUACUCGAAUUACUAGAGUAUCUUCUUUCCUUAAUCGAGCUAGAUCCAUUAAUUUAUCAUCUUAUACCACGACAAGUGUAGCAGAUAACCUAUCAUCUUAUGUUAUCACGUCAGCAUCACAUCACGAAAAAGUAUCCCAUCCACCAUCCCCAUCCAAAACACCAAACUACUCUUCAUCGAGUAGACUCGCGCAGUCCAUUUAUGUAGCUCAACCGAGUCAACUCACUCGUGCUCCAUCACUAUUGGAACGAGUCAAGUCUAUUAAGUUGUCAUCUAUUUACAAUGACGACACAUCUCACACCGAGUCCGAACAAAUGUCCAACUCAACGAGUCAACUCACCCGAGCUCCUUCGUUCUUAGACCGAGUCAAAUCAUUUAAAAUGUCUUACCCUUUCCAACAAGUCCCUCCUUCUAUUCAACCCGAAAAUGUGGAUACAUAUCCAAGUGAUCACAUUACGGGUGACCAUCCACCUGUGAUAAGGACCAAGUCCGAGAAGCCACCCCGGAGGCGGAAGUUAUUAGUGGAAAUAAAAAAGUCACGUAGCGAGAUGAAAAUGGCUGACGAUGACGUUGACUUGAGACGACCAGCGACUACUAGAGAAAGCCGAAAUCAUGUGGUUGAUGAAGAAGUUGAUGCAAAAGCUGAUGAUUUCAUUAGCAAAUUUAAGCAACAACUUAAAUUACAACGUCUUGAGUCACUUGUUAGGUACAACCAAACGUUGAAAAGUCGUCAAUGUUAAUUAGAGCUUAUAACGUAAGCAAAAAAAUAUGAGACUUUGCCAUUUUGGUGCUUGGAGAAGAUAUAUGGUGCGACUUAAAAUAUUGUUUAUUUUUCUUGUACUGUAGUUUAAUUUCCAUAUGUAUAAUUACUAGCUGGAUCGGAUGACCUUGUAUUGUGAAUACAGUUACAUUUUGAUGAUA
Molecule: messenger RNA, 1123 nt
Organism: Erigeron canadensis
Lineage: Eukaryota; Viridiplantae; Streptophyta; Magnoliopsida; Asterales; Asteraceae
Product: pathogen-associated molecular patterns-induced protein A70-like
Exons: 1
Coding region: 34-942 (302 amino acids)
Source: RefSeq, a predicted model, not a curated record